Blepharisma stoltei is the source of this 1816-nucleotide messenger RNA. The record is from the annotation of a GenBank genome assembly. Lineage: Eukaryota; Ciliophora; Heterotrichea; Heterotrichida; Blepharismidae.
AUGGACAGAGACCCGAAGCAGUAUUUUAGCUCUCAGUUUGCAAGAAAUUCAUAUCCGAAUAAUUUUCAAGGUCAAGGGGAUCAGAAUUUAAGCAAUAGUACACAAUUUGAUUAUUAUCACUUCGAAGCACCCAUCAAUCAAUCACAAGAUCGAAUGAUUUAUAGCCAAAGAGAUGAGGUUUAUAGAUAUAAUGAAUAUAGGCAGGAAGAGCCAGUUUCUCGAUCAUUAUAUGCAGAUUCACAAGAACCAUGAGCAAACUAUAGAGAUAUUGAUCCACAACAUCAAAAUUUUUCAGGACAAAGGAAUUUCGAUUCAGCAAUUCGAGAAGAUAACGAAGGAUUUGUUGAAGUAAAAAGCAAAAGAAGUAAUAAAAAAAGGAAUCCUGGAGCAAGCGAUCUAAAACCGUGAAUGAUGGAAAUUUUUUCCAAUAUUUCAGAAAAGGUAAUUGCGGAUGCUAUAGCGAAAUUUAAAGGAGAUAUUAAUCAAAUUUGUGAAUAUUUAGCUGAGGAAGGAGAAAAAGUUAGCUCUCCAGCCAAAGCUGAAGCUAAAGAAUUUAAUAUGUUUACUUACAAGACAAAACCUUGCAAAGCAAAAGAAAAAUGCUUACUCCCCCCCUCCGUGAGUGAACAAAAAAAAUUUUGUUCACUCGCGGAGGGGGUUAAUUUUUUUUUGUUUAAAAAAAUUUAUUUUCGAAAUUUUUAAAAAAAAUCCUAAUUUGCACAAAUUGGAAAGCAAAUAUAAACUUAAUUUAUAAAAUUUAUGUUUUUAAAAGGCAAUUUGUUUAAAAUUAAACAGAAUUAGCUCGAGAUUUCAUUAUAAUAAUUAUCACUUAUAUAUCCAAAUCUUUUUCCAUAAAAAAAUGUUUUCUAUUAAAAAAAUUUUUGUUCACUCACGGAGGGUGGGUUUUUGGGCAAAAAAUAGGGAUUUUUCUAAUGGUUUUGUUCACUCACGGAGGGGGGGGGAGUUAGUCUCCCCCUUUUAAAUUGAACAAAAAAUUUUGUUCUAAUUUAAAGAGAUUAAUUUUUUUUUAAAAAAAAUAUAAUCUGAAUCCAUAUUUUUUUAAUCUUAUAAAGAAUUUAAUCAGCAAAUUAAUUGAUUUAGUGUGAAAUUAUUUAAAUAAUAUUCUAUUUGCAGCUUUUCCAUUAAACUAGGUGAAAACUCUUUUUAUAAAAUAUGUAUUUUCACCUAAAUAUUUUCCUAAUUAUUUUAAAAAGCAAAUUUGAUCCAAUUUCAAGGGGUUUAAAGUGAAAUUUUUCUAUUUUUCCUUCAAAUUCUAAAGGGAGAGCUAAAUCCUUAUUGCCAUUACUAUCACUUUUUAGGAGAAAGACGAAGACCUCCUAACACAUAUCCUUAUUCCCCAGAACUAUGCAGCCAAUACAUGAAUUGCCCACAUCAAGACUUAUGUAGAAAAGCUCACAAUCCAAAUGAAGUUUUAUAUCACCCUCAAGUAUUUGUGACGCAGCCUUGCCCUUUGCCAAAGGUAGGAGAUCUUUGCAUUGAAGGAUCAAGGUGCCAUUUUAAACACUCAUCAGGAAAUAGUUCGCUUUUAGAAGAAAUAAAUAGAUUGAAAAUUGCAGAUGAAAAUAAAAAAAGAGAGCUAGGCAGAGUACUGGGAGAUUUAAGUAGCAAAAAGAAAGAGAAGGAUGAAAUGAGCGUGAAAAUAAAAUGCUUGUAUUGUAAAGAGAAAAUACGAGAAGUGAUGAGAAUUCAGUGUGGGCAUGCUCUUUGUGGGGUUUGUGUACAAGAUGUAGUUUGCAAAGUUUGUGGCAAAGAAGGAAUUGUAGUACCUAUAAAUUUAAAUGGAAUUGUGUUCUAA